Molecule: messenger RNA, 3331 nt
Organism: Canis lupus familiaris (dog)
Lineage: Eukaryota; Metazoa; Chordata; Mammalia; Carnivora; Canidae
Gene: NAPG
Product: NSF attachment protein gamma
Exons: 12
Coding region: 113-1048 (311 amino acids)
Biological process (GO): intracellular protein transport
Cellular component (GO): SNARE complex; vacuolar membrane
Molecular function (GO): syntaxin binding; soluble NSF attachment protein activity
Source: RefSeq, a predicted model, not a curated record
CUCCAGGCCCCUGUAGCAGCUGGGCCGCGGGGCCGUUCCCGGCUUGCACUGCGGCGUUCCCACGCCUCCUCAGCCGGGCUCUCGCCUUUCACGUCAGGGCCCGACCUCGGAGAUGGCGGCUCAGAAGAUAAACGAAGGGCUGGAGCACCUCGCCAAGGCAGAGAAAUACCUGAAAACUGGUUUUUUAAAAUGGAAACCAGAUUAUGACAGUGCUGCUUCUGAAUAUGGAAAAGCAGCUGUUGCUUUUAAAAAUGCCAAACAAUUUGAGCAAGCAAAAGAUGCCUGCCUGAGAGAAGCUGUUGCCCAUGAGAAUAAUAGGGCUCUUUUUCAUGCUGCCAAAGCUUAUGAGCAAGCUGGCAUGAUGUUAAAGGAGAUGCAGAAACUGCCUGAGGCUGUUCAGCUGAUUGAGAAAGCCAGCAUGAUGUACCUAGAAAAUGGCACCCCGGACACAGCAGCCAUGGCAUUGGAGCGAGCUGGAAAGCUUAUCGAAAAUGUAGAUCCAGAAAAGGCUGUACAAUUAUAUCAACAGACAGCUAAUGUGUUUGAAAAUGAGGAACGCUUACGACAGGCAGUUGAAUUACUAGGAAAAGCUUCCAGGCUGCUGGUACGAGGCCGCAGGUUUGAUGAGGCAGCACUUUCUAUUCAGAAAGAAAAAAAUAUUUAUAAGGAGAUUGAAAAUUACCCAACUUGUUAUAAGAAAACAAUUGCUCAAGUCUUAGUUCACCUCCACAGAAACGACUACGUGGCUGCAGAGAGGUGUGUCAGGGAGAGCUACAGCAUUCCAGGGUUCAGUGGGAGUGAAGACUGUGCUGCCCUGGAACAGCUUCUUGAAGGCUAUGACCAACAAGACCAAGACCAAGUAUCUGAUGUGUGCAACUCGCCACUUUUCAAGUACAUGGACAAUGAUUAUGCUAAGCUGGGCCUGAGUUUGGUGGUUCCCGGAGGGGGAAUCAAGAAGAAACCUGCGGCGCCACAGGCUAAAUCUGAAGGUGCCACCGCCCCCACUGCUGAGGAAGACGAAGAUGAGUAUGCAGGAGGCCUGUGCUAGGAUCUUGCUGUGCUGCAGAAAGGAAGAACAAAAUCCUGACAUGCCAUUCAUGGACUUGGACCUUGUCUGAGGGGAUCCAGAUUUCAUUGCAGUCAUGGCUUUGAAAAUGCUACUAGAUUCAUGUUUAGUCAUCAUUUCCCUAAGUCACCCAUCAUACCCACUACCUGAAAACACUUUUUUUUCUUUCCAUAGCAGCCUUUCUAAGACACCAUAGGAAUUAAUAGAAAAAAAUGUACUAUCACAUUUUAACACAGUUGAUUUUUAAUUUGCAAGCUACAAACUGUGUUCUAAACAAAAGGGACAAUAGGCAUAGAAAUUCUUUUCUGUUGGGCUUUUGUGAUUUAUUGUUAGAGAAUUUCCCUUUCGUUUUAUUUAAUAAUUGCUGCUAAAAGUGAAGUUUACUGAGUUAAAGUAGUAUUUCAAACUUUUGACAAGUUUAUCCCCAGUGAUAUUAGAUACAUUUAAAUUAUUGAAGAUUUCUUCAAAUCUUUUCAGAGGCACGAUUGGGACAGGAUGCUGUUUUGAGCCUUACAAUACUGUUUAGCCCAAUAAAAGAUAGGUUUAAAGUCUUAUGUGUACAUUGAAAGUUUUUACGGUAUAUUCAACUCCUUUAUGAACUACAUUUUUGUACCUAAAUAAACACACAGUGACUGUCCCCAAAUCCAUUUGGUUCUUGACUAAAUGGAAACUAAUGACUGUUUUUAUGCAUUCUAAGAGGGGAUGUUCCCAUCAACCUAGAAUAUAGACAUUUCUUCCCUCCAAAAUAAUUUCUGAUUCAUUUACAGUUGCAGCAGGACAGUAACUGGACAUGGAAAAUGCUGUGUAACAUUAACAUUUAGCUGAAAGGGAAGAAUUGUUUCUGAAGUACUUCUUUUUAGAGGACUGUGCUGCCAAUAUUUUAGUCCUUGUAGGUACUCCUAAAAGGUUAUUUUUGAAGCAUUCCUUGUUCACCUGUAUGGUUUGGCCCUAUCUCCAAAUCUGUUAAUUGAAGAGAGGUGCCAGUCAGCAGCAGCAGCAUGCAUUCUGUAGGCACUUGCCACCCAGAGUGGUUUUCUGCUCUGGGAAACCAUAGAACAAAGAACAAAAUCCUGACAUGCCAUUCAUGGACUUAGACCUUGUCUGAGGGUAUCAAGAUUUUAUUGCAGUCAUGGUUUUGAAAAUGCUAAUAGAGAUUCAUGAAGCCAUGAAUCUCCAUGAGCCAGCCUUAUAUGAGUCCAGUGUGUGUAGUUUGCUGCUCCUGGAGACACCAAGGCUCAUUAUGAUGAGUGGUUUUAGCCAUAGUUGUUUCCAAGGGAGGGGAGGGCUUAGCUGGUUGGCAGGUGCACUUAAAAGGGUGGUAGGAGGGUAGAAAUCUUUAUUGAAGAUCUGAUUUAAAACUCUAGCAAAUUUAAUGUUUUGAUUCCUCAUAGUUCUGCAGGUAGCAGCUCAUUUUCAAUAAUUGUAUGGAGGUUAACUUGGGACAGCCUCAGUGAGGCUGCAUUUAGAGACAUUUGUACUGGAUGGUGGUACACUAAUACUUCCAAGAUCCUGCCAUUGCUGUUGUGCCCUUUAAAUCCAUUCGGAAACUUCAGGAAUCUUGUAUUAAUGGUCAUGUGAGUUAAACAGCCAUAUGUCUAAACAGAUUUGGCAGCACUUAAAAAGUAUUUUAGACCAUUUGUUUACAGACUAUAUUACUCAUUGCAGCCUUGGAAAAGUUCUUAACUUUUACAUAUUAAAAAUGAGGAGUGCUUGAUUCAGUGCAUUCUGUUUUAGCGGGGUAGCUGACCCUUAACAACAUAAAAGGCUCUAUUUUAAGUGCAGCCUCUUCCCCCCUCCCUGCCCACAUUUAGGAACUAACGUGUAGGACUUGGGGGUAUUUCUUUGAUGUCAGGGUUGAUGUGUGGUGUCCGGGAAAGAGCCCUUGUUUCGUCUUCAUGCAUUUUAUUUUUCCACGUACAGAAGUCUUUAUCCUGAGAGUGUGGUCAAAAGCAGGAAACGUGUUUACAACAGGAAAAACAUUUCCAGAACUCAUGUCAUCCCUUUUACCAAAGUGGAAGUCUGCAUGAAUAUGCUCAGAAUUGAAUACUCAGUGUUAUUAUAUUGUAAGUGAAGUCAAUCUAGAAAUAUAUUUAAUAUAUUGAAUUUAUUUGUACAUAUGCAGAAUAUUAUGGUAUUUGUGUAUGGAAUCUGUGCUUCCUAUUUUUUUUCCAGUUCUUUGAUGAGUAAAUAUUAAAUGUAUUAUUAUGGAAAUAUAGAUUAUUGCUUCUAUGGGAAGAUAAUUAUGAAAAUAAAAUCUGAAACUGU